GACGCCGUUCUGCCUUACGCCGCCAUCUUCAUCGUCUGAGACGAUUCCUUCCUCCCCCAUUAACGCUUCAUAAUAAUGUCUGAGCCGUACGACCCCUACGUUCCCCGCAAUGGCGGCGCCUCUGGCUCCACUGGCGGCAACGCCAAGACCGCCGCGAUUCAAGCACAGAUCGACGACACGGUUGGUAUCAUGCGGGAGAACAUAACCAAGGUCGCGGAGCGGGGAGAGCGGCUGGAUUCGCUACAGGAUAAGACGGACAACCUCGCGGUAUCCGCACAGGGAUUCCGUCGCGGUGCGAACCGGGUUCGCAAGAAUAUGUGGUGGAAGGACAUGAAGAUGCGCAUCAUAAUCGGUGUUGCCAUCGCGGUCAUCAUCAUCAUUAUCGUGGUCUCCGUAGUGAAGGCGACGAAGUAGGCGCCGCCCUCACCGCCUAUGGACGCCCGCCUCUCCGGGCUGGCGUCGAUUUGGAUUGGAUCCUGUAUGCUCUGACUGUUGUGCCCUCCUGUACAUAUAACGUAUCUAGGCCGCCCAGCCAUCCGUCCCGCUACCUUCCUCUGCCCCCCUCCCCUUCGCCUAGUCACCGAAAUCUCCAGCCAUUCGACGACUCGCUUACGGUUAACUUUAUGCAUGAACUUUCUGCUAUCGACCUGUCCGCGGUGGUGAAGAGGGAGUGGUGUGGGGAUUUGGACCUUUUCUCUUUCUUACUAGGCCAUGUAAUUUGCUGUCAAUGGUAUCUACUUCUUUGGACGGAA
Molecule: messenger RNA, 752 nt
Organism: Schizophyllum commune H4-8
Lineage: Eukaryota; Fungi; Basidiomycota; Agaricomycetes; Agaricales; Schizophyllaceae
Product: synaptobrevin
Exons: 7
Coding region: 76-414 (112 amino acids)
Biological process (GO): vesicle fusion; vesicle-mediated transport
Cellular component (GO): SNARE complex; plasma membrane
Molecular function (GO): SNAP receptor activity; syntaxin binding
Source: RefSeq, a predicted model, not a curated record